This is a messenger RNA of Lactuca virosa, 507 nucleotides long. NCBI's taxonomy places the organism in Eukaryota, Viridiplantae, Streptophyta, Magnoliopsida, Asterales, Asteraceae. The record is from the annotation of a GenBank genome assembly.
AUGGCGGCUGUGAUGGGUCAUGGAGGUGACGGUGGUGACGAGCCACCAUAUCCGUUUGGUGGAGGUUUUGGUGAUCACCAGAACGAUGGGGAUGUGGAGGCAGCAAGGGCUCAAGCCCAUACGGGUAUGGAUCGGCAGUGUUGGAAUGUUGCUAUUGACUGCUUCUUAACAGAAAAACAUCAAAAACGAUCCGCUGGAAACAAAGAAUGUCGGAAGAAGCAAGUAGUUAAGAAUCGUGGAGGGACGUGCAGCUACGGUAGUGCUUGUUUCAAGAAAACUCAUCACAUAGCCGACUCUGAUCCAGACACCAUUGAUUGGAUCAUAAUAUUUGAGAAGAUGUUGGGUACACAAAGGGGGCAUGUGAGAGGCAUUGGGCCUAAACCUUCUUCAGCUGCGGGUACAAGUGUUCCAUCUCAAUGGCAGUCACAGUCACAAGCACCUCAACCAACACAGACAGAAUUAGGGGCAUUGUUUGAAGAACCACUAGCAAAGGAUCCUAACUUAUAG